UCAUGGCAGAAACCACUGAUUUAUCUUCGCUCUGUCUCUAUCUUCUUUCUUUCUCUGGUCUCUGUGCUGAGAUCUUCUGAAGCCUAGGGUUGACGAAACCCUAAUCUCCAUUGAUUCUCUUGUUUGUAACAAAGAAUCGACAUUCGCCAGCUCUCUGCAUUUUUUUUUUAUAAGUUUGUCUGGCAUGAAGUCCGCGUGAAAGAACAGAGAAAAGAAAGAAAGAACGCGUGUAUUUAUCUAUCUAUCUGUAGUUUGGAGUAUCGAUCUACCUGUACAUGUUUCAGUUGGGAUUUGGGUUAUUUGAUCCGGCGAUGCUGAAGUUGAUGAGGCGGCUGAUCACUCUAUGAUCGUCGUUGUUGCCUUCGUCUUUGUGGUUUUUAGGGUUUACAAGGCAGCUGAGGAGGAGGAGUGCAUGAGGGAUUUGGUUUGGUUUCUAUGUUUCAUCAAGAAUUCCAAGAGAGUAAGGCGCGACUGUGGGCUUGUUAUACGGAGCAGGGGUAGAUGGGGGAAAUGUGGCUAAUUUCCGCUACGGUUGGUACCUUUCCUUUCUGAGUUCGAGUUUGGUUAUGAGCACAGAGCAAGAUAUACGUACAGUGGUUGUUUUGCAAGGGUGAAGAUAGAGAUUGUGAAAAUGCAGCAAGAUCAGCGAAAGAAGAAUCCAACAGAGAUGGAUUUCUUUGCUGAGUAUGGUGAUGCCAACAGAUACAAAAUUCAGGAGGUAAUAGGGAAGGGAAGCUAUGGUGUUGUUUGCUCAGCCAUUGACACACAUACGGGAGAAAAGGUGGCAAUAAAGAAAAUACAUGAUAUUUUUGAGCACAUAUCAGAUGCUGCCCGAAUCUUACGUGAGAUCAAGCUGCUCAGACUUCUACGGCAUCCUGACAUUGUUGAAAUAAAACAUAUCAUGUUACCACCCUCAAGAAGGGACUUCAAGGAUAUUUAUGUUGUUUUUGAGCUCAUGGAGUCAGAUCUUCACCAAGUCAUCAAAGCCAAUGAUGACUUGACACGGGAACAUUAUCAGUUUUUUCUUUACCAGCUGUUACGUGCAUUGAAAUAUAUUCAUACAGCUAAUGUCUACCAUCGAGACUUAAAACCAAAGAAUAUAUUAGCAAAUGCAAAUUGUAAACUCAAAAUCUGUGAUUUUGGGUUAGCAAGAGUUGCAUUCAAUGAUGCUCCUACCACAAUAUUUUGGACGGAUUAUGUUGCAACAAGAUGGUACAGAGCUCCAGAGCUUUGUGGAUCAUUUUUUUCUAAGUAUACCCCUGCAAUUGAUAUUUGGAGCAUAGGCUGCAUAUUCGCUGAGGUAUUAACAGGGAAACCUCUAUUUCCUGGUAAAAAUGUUGUUCAUCAGUUGGAUUUGAUGACAGAUUUGCUUGGAACACCUUCCAUGGAUACCAUCUCACGGGUCCGCAAUGAGAAGGCAAGGAGAUACUUAACCAGCAUGAGGAAAAAACAGCCUGUGCCAUUUGUGCAGAAGUUUCCAAAUGCAGAUCCUUUAGCACUCAAACUGUUGGAAAGGUUGUUAGCAUUUGAUCCAAAAGACCGACCAACUGCCGAAGAGGCAUUAGCUGAUCCUUACUUUAAAGGCCUGGCAAAAGUUGAGAGGGAACCAUCCUGCCAGCCAAUUGCAAAGCUAGAAUUUGAGUUUGAGAGACGGAGGGUGACAAAGGAGGACAUCAGGGAGCUAAUAUUCAGGGAGAUUUUAGAAUAUCAUCAACAGCUGCUGAAGGAUUACAUGAAUGGAACUGAGAGGACAAGUUUUCUCUAUCCUAGUGCUGUUGAUCAAUUCAGAAAACAGUUUGCACAUCUUGAAGAAAAUGGUGGUAAAAGUGGGCCAGUGAUUCCAUUGGAGAGGAAGCAUGUUUCUCUGCCGAGAUCAACAGUUGUCCAUUCCAAUACAAUUCCCCCCAAGGAUCAAACAAGCUUGGCUUCUUUGAGAGAGAGACAAAUCCAAGAAGAGGCCUGUAAUAAAAGCUCCAGAAAUAUGGAGGGAGUUUCUGGAAGUAUUCCUAGGACUUUGCAAGCACCGCAUAAGAUUCCAUUGGCUAAACCCGGAAAAGUUGUGGGACCAGUUAUGCCAUACGAAGGUGCAAGUAGCAUGAAAGAUGGCUAUGAUGCAAUGAUGAUCAGAAAUGCAGUUCUUCCUCCUCAGGCUGUCCCACCUCCAUAUUCUUUCCGCAGGACUGGCACAAAGCAAGAAAGAAGCUCUGGCACAGAGGCUGAGAGGGACUUGUUGCAGGGCAAACCACAGCCGGCACAAUGCAGCAUGGCAGUGAAGAUGGCCCCAGAAAUAGCCAUUGACGUCAACUCUUCACCAUAUUAUCUAUCUCGAGAAGUUGCCAAAGCUGAACAAGUAGUAGUAGAUGAUCGAAUUGCUGUUGAUAUGAACCUUUUACAGGCAAAAUCACAGUUUGGUGCUUCCGCUACUACAGCAGCUGCACAUAGAAAGGUGGGCACAGUUCAGUUUGGCAUGUCAAGGAUGUACUAGCUCUACUAGGGAAAUGGAAGAAAGAAGAAAGGGGUUGCUUGUUGUCCAAGGAAUCAAUCGGAGGGAGGAGCCCCAUGAAGAGAGAAACAAGGGGGGCGGGGUGCGAUUUUGUAAUUUUACGAGGAAGGGAUGGAUCAAAAGUAAAGAGAGAAGGCAGGCAAAGAAAAAAGAAGAGAGGAUAAGGGGGAGGAGAGGGUGUGGUUUGGGUUUGGGCUGACGAGGCAGCUUUGUCUGGGGCUGGGACCUGGGGGGAUGAGGUUGUGUUUCACAGUUGGAUCAGAUGGGGGUGUACCAAUCAGAGUAAACUAAUUAAAUAUUUUUAGUGAAAAUAAUACAUUCCAUUGUUAAAAGAGAGAGAGAGAGAGAGAGAGAAAAGAAAAGAAAAGAAAAUCUUUGAAAUGGGUGUUUACUCUUUUCCCUCCCUGUGGUGCUUCCUAAGCCUACAUGCACAUGUGCGUACAUUAGCAUAAACCUACAUGCACAUGGGUCGGGGGUGUACCAAUCAGAGUAAACUAAUUAAAUAUUUUUAGUGAAAAUAAUACAUUCCUUUGUUAAAAGAGAGAGAGAGAGAGAGAAAAGAAAAGAAAAUCUUUGAAAUGGGUGUUUCCUCUUUUCCCUCCCUGUGGUGCUUCCUAAGCCUACAUGCACAUGUGCGUACAUUAGCAUAAACCUACAUGCACAUGGGUCUUUACUCUUUUCCCUGUGGUGCUUUCUAAGCUUCAAAGUGGAUGUGGGCAACUCCACUUUGAAGUUUGAACUCAAAAAGUCUUAAGAUCUCGAAUUCAGUGAGAAUCAGUUAUUUCUUGAUAUAAGGUCAUCAGGUCACACGUUGGUCUCGUAUUGAAAAGGGAUGGCGUGGGCAUCAUUUUCAAUGCCCCCGUGACCAUGAUGGGGGGAACCAGGUGUGUAUAAUAUAUACAUCAUCAUAAUGAUGAGUGACUUUUGUUUCAACUUUGAAGAGCGAUAUGAACAAAAGUGACCCCCUCCAUAUUUGACCUAGCCCGGCCCCGGUGAUGUUUUUGGUAUCAUUUAUUUUUAUCAUUAAUCAAUGCAAAUACAAAUUGAAAUUGGUGAUAUAGAUAGAUACUUCUUUAGUGUUGUAGAAAUUGAUGUGAAUUAUGAGUUGUCACAUCAUAUAAUCGAAAGUUUUUUAGAUUUUGA
Molecule: messenger RNA, 3646 nt
Organism: Nelumbo nucifera (sacred lotus)
Lineage: Eukaryota; Viridiplantae; Streptophyta; Magnoliopsida; Proteales; Nelumbonaceae
Product: mitogen-activated protein kinase 7-like
Biological process (GO): protein phosphorylation
Molecular function (GO): MAP kinase activity; ATP binding
Source: RefSeq, a predicted model, not a curated record